AUGUGGGACCAGAUCGAACCCACCCCCCCACACCUAACCUACCUCCUCCUCUCCCUCUUCCUAAUAACCUACACCCUCCUGGCAAACUUCAUCCGCAACCGCCUGCACCUCAGCGAACCGCCCCUCGCACUCCUCCUGGGAAUCCUCCUCGGCCCCCGCUUCCUCGGCUGGCUCAGCCCCAACACCUGCGGCGUCAUCGGCUGUUCGGGCGGCGAACAGGAUGGUCUCGGCGGGUGGGGGUGGGGCGAUAAUGUCAUGCAGGAGGCUACGAGGGUGAUUGUCGGGAUCCAGGUUUUCGCCGUCGGGGUGGAGUUGCCGAAGUUUUACGCGGGGAGGCAUUGGAGGAGUGUGGGGAUGAUGCUUGGGCCGGUCAUGGCGUUCGGGUGGAUCGUGUGUGCAGGGUUCGUGGCGGUUUUAUUCCAGACGGAUGUCGCGACUGCGCUCACGGUGGCGGCUUGCUUGACGCCGACGGAUCCGGUGUUGGCGGCGAGUAUUUUGAGUAAUAGUCAGUUUAGCGAUCGGGUGCCGAAGCGGAUCAAGGAUCUAUUGUCGGCGGAGAGCGGGUGCAAUGAUGGGAUUAGUUUUCCUUUUCUUUACGUGGGGCUUUUUGCUCUCACGAGCGCGACGGCGGGGGCGGCGGCGAAGGAGUGGUUCCUGAUUACUUUGCUUUGGCAAUGCACUUUUGGCACUUUCAUUGGAGUCCUCAUCGGCAGCCUCGCUAAUCGGAUCCUGCGGUAUAGCGACAAGAAGAAAUUUAUCGAUGGAGCCGGGUAUACCGUCUUCUACCUCCUCCUCGCCAUCCUCUGUGUUGGGGUGGGAAGCACACUCGGCAGCGACGAUUUCCUCGUGGCUUUCGGCGCGGGUUAUGGUUUCGCUCGCGACGGCUGGUUCACGAAGAAGACGCAUGAGGAAAAGUUGCCGCAGAUUAUCGAUAUGAUGCUAAAUAGUGCCAUGUUCGUCUACCUGGGGACGAUUAUUCCAUGGUACUCUUUCACACCGCAAGCUAUUACGCCUUCGGUCACGCCGGGCAGGCUGGUCGCAUUCUUACUCCUGGUCCUGCUAUUCCGCCGGAUCCCGGUUGUGCUGGCACUGUAUAGAUGGAUUCCUGAUAUCCGCACAUUCCGCGAAGCGCUGUUCUGCGGGCACUUCGGACCCAUGGGACUCGGUGGACUCUUCCUAGCGAUCGAGGCACGAGCAGUACUCGAGACAGGCACUUCGCUACCAAAACCCUACCCACCUCAUGCCGGUCGACCGUAUUCGCCACGGGAGAAGGCGAUCGAGAUUGUGUGGCCGAUUGUGUGUUUUGUGGUGCUGGGGAGUACGUUGGUGCAUGGGUUGAGCGUGUUGGUUAUUAGUGUGGUGACGCAUUUUACUAGGCCGAAGGAUAAGCGGGCGGGGACGCUGGCGGCGGAGGAUGAUCCACUCGGGGGGAUGGUGCAUGAGGGGGGUGGAGGGGAUAGUGAGCCGGAGAGUUUGGAGGAGGAGUAG
Messenger RNA from Recurvomyces mirabilis, 1488 nucleotides. RefSeq lists its product as uncharacterized. Gene Ontology annotation, cellular component: plasma membrane. Bases 1 to 1488 code for a protein of 495 amino acids. Gene Ontology annotation, biological process: proton export across plasma membrane; sodium ion export across plasma membrane; regulation of membrane potential. Lineage: Eukaryota; Fungi; Ascomycota; Dothideomycetes; Mycosphaerellales; Teratosphaeriaceae. The record is from RefSeq and is a predicted model, not a curated record. The transcript has a single exon. Gene Ontology annotation, molecular function: sodium:proton antiporter activity.